Esox lucius (northern pike) is the source of this 3735-nucleotide messenger RNA. It is a transcript of the gene rapgef3, whose product is annotated as Rap guanine nucleotide exchange factor (GEF) 3. The record is from RefSeq and is a predicted model, not a curated record. Gene Ontology annotation, biological process: Ras protein signal transduction; positive regulation of GTPase activity. Gene Ontology annotation, cellular component: plasma membrane. The transcript has 27 exons. Gene Ontology annotation, molecular function: guanyl-nucleotide exchange factor activity. Lineage: Eukaryota; Metazoa; Chordata; Actinopteri; Esociformes; Esocidae. Bases 528 to 3197 code for a protein of 889 amino acids.
UGGUGACACCAAUAAAUAUAUACAAAAUGUUAUAUACAAAAUGAUCAGGUAUUGGAAUUACUACUAAAAAGCUAUCACAGCUGGAUAUUUGGAUAAAUAACAAAAAGGCAAUUUCUGUAGUGAAAAGAGAAUCACAUAAUUCGAGGACGACGAUUUUAAUGACCAGUCGAUUAUCAAGCUCCAGAGAAUCAUUUGAGAGCGAGUGCUUUCACGGAAAGUGACAAAGCGCCUGUGCUGGGAGAGCGGAGGCAGAAAGUAGGUUGGCGUCUCCGAAAGCAGAAGCACGCAACAACGUCGUGCGAGGUGACAAGGACUUGGUUGAGUUUUGAUGUAGGCUCAGUAGCAUAGCUAGCAGUCAGGUUGUAGGGAUGUAGAUUUGCGUCUUCAAUUUUAGUCAGUCAAUGGGCAAUGUCCUGGGUUCGGUGUCUUUAACCCGUAGACAUGCGUGGAGUUGCCGGUUUCGUGAUGCGUUAUUACCGCAGAUCCACUGACUGGGAAAGUUGUUCUGUUUGAGUUGCGGGGAAAAGAUGCAUUUGUUUCGGAGUUACAAUUAUCGAGUGUUCCCUGACCGUUAUUCUGUGGAAUCAUCAACAGUUCGAGGCAUAAGCUGGACCCCAUUGCCAGAGGCCCUGGACACCCAGGACACCAUGAAGCAGUUUCUCUCUGACCGUAUUCUUAAGGCAGCGAAGGCUGUGUAUUGUGCUUUGAUUGAGCGUAACCCUGGCCUAAUCAGAGACAGGAAGCAUCAUCUCAAGACUUACAGACAGUGUUGUUCUGGGAAAGAGCUUGUUGAUUGGUUAAUGAAGCUAAAUGAAUGCUUCCAAUCAAGGAGCCAGGCAGUUGGCAUGUGGCAAGUCCUGGUGGAUGAAGGAAUCAUUGUUCAUGUGAAACAAGAAUUCAAUUUCCAUGACAAAGACACUCAAUUGUAUCGCUUCAUGGACUCUGAGUUCGGAUUAAACCAGCUGACCAAUGAGAAAGACCCAGUGACUCACAUGGCCAAAGAAAAACUCUUAAUAAACCACACAACUAAUGAAAAGGACCAAUCAGACGAUGAUCUGCAGGAGGGUCUGUCCUUAUUACUUCAGAUGGGUCCAGAUGCCCUUCUGACCAUGAUUUUACGUAAAUGCCCCAGCCAGCGGAGCGCUGAGGACCUGGAGGUGAUCUACGAGGAGCUGCUUCACGUCAAGGCAGUGGCUCAUCUCUCCACCUCGGUUCGUAAGGAGUUGGCAGCGGUACUGGUGUUUGAGUCCCAUGCCAAAGCAGGCACAGUAUUGUUUAGUCAAGGAGACAAAGGCACGUCCUGGUACAUUAUCUGGAAAGGGUCUGUAAAUGUCAUCACACACGGAAAGGGUCUGGUAACUACGUUACAUGAGGGAGAGGACUUUGGGCAGCUGGCCUUAGUGAACGAUGCUCCCAGAGCGGCCACCAUUAUCCUGAGAGAGGACAACUGCCACUUCCUCCGAGUUGACAAACAGGACUUCAUACGCAUCCUCAAGGACGUGGAGGCUAACACUGUACGUCUGGAGGAACAUGGUAAAGCUGUGCUAGUGCUGGAAAAGACUGAGUCAACCAGUCAGGGAGGAGGAGGAACCAACAGCAAAUAUACAGUGAUGUCUGGAACGCCGGAGAAGAUCCUAGAACACCUGCUUGAGACAGUGAAGUUGGAUGCUAAUAGCAAUGACGCUAUAGAUCCCUGUGUGACCGACUUCCUACUGACCCACAGGGUCUUCAUGCCCUCCAGCCAGCUAUGCCCAGCCCUGCAACACCACUACCAUUCAGAGCCUUCUGAGGGCUCAGAGCUGGAGAAAGCAGCCUACGCACUCAACACAAAGCAGAAGAUAGUGAAGCUGAUUGGCCAGUGGGUGGCUCUGUUUGGCCAGUUUCUUAAAGACGACCCAAUUGCUGUAGACUUCCUAGAGAGGGUGAGGCAGGAGGUGGCAGGUGACACCCGUCUGUCCAGUAUGCUGAAGGAGCAGCUCAGAGACAAGAGGAAAACCAGAGUGCUUGAGAAUGGUUUUGGGUCACUUACGAAGCUCAACCAUCAGUUUGACUGGUUUACCAGUUGUGAGGAGACAAUGGGGAACUGUCCGCCAAUCAGACCACAGGACACAGUACUGUAUGAGCUCUUCCGGCCUGACCAUACGUCAGUCACUGUGGUGCUGCCGGUCAUCUCAUCAGUUCAGGAUCUUCUGUCAUCUCUGGUGAACCCAGGUGGAGGUCACAUUCUAGUCAAAAUCAACUCCAUGGGAGACAGGGUUCAGUUGAAGCUGAAUGCCACAGGGGUCUACACCUCACUUGGACUGAAUGAGAGACUGUUCCUCUGCACUGCCAGCCAGGUGGAUCAACUGACACCUCUUAGGGAGCAGCAGGGUCCUGAGCAUAGCAACACAGAGUUCUUGGAGCAGAUGUGUUCCAAAGACAUCGCCGGCCAGCUGACCAACUACGACUGGGAGCUGUUCACUGCCAUGCAUGAGGUGGAACUUGUUUACUAUGUAUUUGGGCAACAUAACUUCCCCGGCACCACCACAGCUAACCUGGAGCGAUUUGUGCAUCGUUUCAACCAAGUACAGUACUGGGUGGUGACAGAGGUUUGUUUGUGUGAUGACCUGGUCAAGAGAGCUAUGCUGCUCAAGAAGUUCAUCAAGAUCGCCGCCAUGUUGAAGGAACAAAAGAACCUCAACUCGUUCUUUGCUGUGAUGUUUGGUCUGAGUAACAGUGCUGUGCAGAGACUGUACAAGACCUGGGAGAGAGUGCCAAGUAAGACGAAAAGGGUCUAUUGUGCCUACGAGAGGUUAAUGGAUCCGUCGCGUAACCACAGGGCGUACAGGCUGGCUGUGGCCAAGCUUACCCCCCCCUACAUCCCCUUCAUGCCCUUGCUACUUAAAGACAUGACAUUCAUGCAUGAAGGAAACCAGAACUACACUGAGAAACUGGUCAAUUUUGAGAAAAUGCGCAUGAUUGCCAAGAUAGUGAAGAUUGUUCGAGGGUGUAGAAGCACACCUUAUGUGCCUUCCUCACCUCAGAAGGGACUGGCAGAUAGGAUGUUUCUGGAGACGCCUUCCAUCCGGGUGUCCACAUAUUCGGAGCAGUCCCUACCUCUCCGGUACUCAAGCAACAUCCGCCACUAUGUUCAGAACUUUGAAGUGAUCGACAACCAACGCAAACUGACACAAUUGUCCAGGGGAUUGGAGUGCUGACGGCUGAACCAGAGCAGUGGCCAUUAAAACGUCUCCAUAAUUCAACCUUUUGAAUCAGGCAAGCAAAGAAGCGCAAAAGACUAUUGUCAAGAAUGGAGGACAAUGGAUGUUUCCGGAGUGUCGGGGUGCAAAUCCACAGGACAAAGACUUUAAGAUAGUUUUGGCAGGCAGUAUCUAGUGACCCCUAGUGCCUUUCCAGGGAAGUAGGUUUCUCACUGACUACGGUUGCUGAUGGGGCUGUGCGAUGAUGCAACACUACAUCUGAGGAAAAAAUAUUAGCAAUUGGCAUUAGCUGUCAUUUAUACAAACUUUUGUAUUGCAUAUUAUUAGGAAAAUGAGCUUGUUUUUACUAGUACCAUACAGUAUAUCUAGUACUAUAGCUCAUAGAUAUGGGAUUAGUUUUGGCCUUUUUUUCUCUUUGAUACAACUCAUGUAAAAUAAUGAAAUUAAAAAUGUUUUGCUAGAUCAUAUAUACAAGUGUGUAAAACAUUUCAUACCAGAGGGUUUAUUUUUAUUCAAAAUAAAUUAUUUUCAUAAU